GUUCAUGAGUUUCUAAGCAUCAGUCAUAAACGAUAGGUCGAUUUUCAUCCUGGAUACUUGUUUAAUAUCACUCAACGGUAACAACUUACAAACACUAAAUGUAAAUUAUAUUCAACACGUUUGAUUUUAACAACAUUGUAAAACUUAUUUUUAUAUAAAUUAACAAAUUAGAUUUUUUAUAAAAUCAAAAUUCGAAAAAUGUUUGAGAAAGUGUGAUACAAUAACAGUUAUUGAAAAAAAAAUUAUUGUGACAGUACAUUAUCUUUAAAUAAACGCACAAUUAAUCGUCCAUCGUCAUGACUAGUCAAUCAUGAUGGUGGUCAUAAAUUAUUGUGUGAAAUAAUAUUUUCAUAAAACUUUGAGAAGAUAAAAUGUUUUGAAAGUUUGCAAUCACACAGAAAAAAUGAAUGCAAUAGUGUUUCUAGUCGUGUUAUUACUCAUUCCAUAUUGUAUUGGUACUUUCGAUAGUGAUCAUGAAAAUCAUCAUUCAUAUAAAGAUAAAAACGUCAACAAAUUGUCAAGUGCCGAAUCGCCAUUAAAAAAUAUUACAAAAAUAUCUCUGACUCGAACGAGUAUUUUCAAGCUCAAUGGUGAAAAUGAAGAUGAAUCUGAGCCAUCUGUGGACACUGAAUCAGAUAGACAUAGAUUCAAAGAUAUAGAAAUAUUAGAACGAUCACGAAGACACAGAAAAAACAUGAAUCGUGCAUUGAUGGCACUUUUAAUGGCAUAUAAGCUAAAAUUUGCAGCAUUAAUUCCAACGUUGAUUGGAGGCCUUAUUUUAUUACUGUCAACUACAUCUUUUGCUGGUUUCUUCUUUGCACUAUUUGCUGCAAUUCUAGGGCUACGAGGUCAAUAAUUCAUUUUUAUUUCCUUUUAAACAGAAUAAUGAAUGAAAAUGAAUAUUCUUUAUUAAAUAAUAUA
Molecule: messenger RNA, 921 nt
Organism: Aphidius gifuensis
Lineage: Eukaryota; Metazoa; Arthropoda; Insecta; Hymenoptera; Braconidae
Exons: 2
Coding region: 404-856 (150 amino acids)
Source: RefSeq, a predicted model, not a curated record